AUGAUCGACCCGGUCACCGCCUCUACCGCCUCACCCGCCUCCUCCUCCCAACCCUCCUCCUUCCCUUCCCCGUCCAUCCCCCCAACACUCGAAGCCCGCAUCUCCGCCUACAACACCAACGUCCUCCCCACCGAUUAUUUUUUCGACCCUCUUCUCUCAGUGGACGACAACUACAUGGUCCUGACGCUAAUUUAUGCGAGGUUGUCGAUGAGCAAGCGGGGGAAUAUGGCUUGUAUUGUCGUUGAUCCGCGGGGAGGGAGGGAAGAGAAGGAGGUGGAGGGGAUGCCGCCGGCGAAGAGAGCACGGAGGGAGGAGGAGGAGCGCGAGGACUUUCCGAACUACCCUGGCCGGAUCCUCUCGCACUCGAACAACUUCCCUCAGCCUACCUCCGCACCAUCAAACUCGUCCUCGACUUCCUCCACUCCCGCCGGCCCCGAAACGCCCACCAAGAAGCCUCCCAUCAAAGCAGGCAAACAACCCCGCCAACCGAAACCGGGCCAAUCCGCCUUCCUCGCCUGCGCGGCCGUCGCGCCCGAGUUGCACGCCGAAGCACGCGCGAUCUGUCUCGCUGCAGCGAGGGGCGUCUCGCUUGCGGGGUCGACGGCAUACGUCUCUUUCCCGCCUUGUCAGCAUUGCUUGCCUUUGCUCGUUGCGGCGGGCGUUCGGAGGCUGGUGUAUCGUCAGCGCAUGACAACGGGUACGAGUGUCGAGUUGUGUCGCCUUGAAGGUGUCCAGUGCGUCGAGUAUACGGAUAAGAAGGUGGAUGAGCAAUUGAAGGAGAGGGUUGGGAGGUGGUGGAAAGAGCGCGGGGAGGGGAGGGAGGAGACGAGGGGACGGAUGGAGAAGUGGUGGAGGGAGGCGGAGGAGAGGGUGAUGGGCAAGAUGGCGGCCGAAGAGGAGCGGAGGGAGGAUGUUCAGCAAGUGAACGGGAACGGCCAAGCGGAGGGAGAUGCUCUACCGGUCGACACAGUCGAGCCAACAACGGCGCAGUAG
Molecule: messenger RNA, 993 nt
Organism: Rhodotorula toruloides NP11
Lineage: Eukaryota; Fungi; Basidiomycota; Microbotryomycetes; Sporidiobolales; Sporidiobolaceae
Product: CMP/dCMP deaminase
Exons: 1
Coding region: 1-993 (330 amino acids)
Molecular function (GO): zinc ion binding; hydrolase activity
Source: RefSeq, a predicted model, not a curated record